Menidia menidia (Atlantic silverside) is the source of this 3713-nucleotide messenger RNA. The record is from the annotation of a GenBank genome assembly. Lineage: Eukaryota; Metazoa; Chordata; Actinopteri; Atheriniformes; Atherinopsidae.
AUGUUGUGGGUCAAACUCUCCUGGCUGCUGGCCGUGCUGGCUUUAUCAUCCGGGAACCUGCCGCCUUCCAACGAGGCCCUGUCUGUGCCCAGAAUCUUCUUGUCCUUCAAAGAGUUAAAGUCUACCGGCACUGCUCACCACUUCUCUUUUCUCCUCAACUCAACCGACUAUCGGAUCCUUCGCAUGGAUGAAGACCACGACCGCAUGUAUGUGGGCAGCAAAGAUUAUAUCCUCUCUCUGGAUUUGCACGACAUCAACAAGGAGCCACUCAUAAUCCACUGGCCUGUUGCCCCCCAGAGGAAGACUGAAUGUAUCUUGUCUGGGAAAGACACUAAUGGGGAAUGUGGAAACUUCAUCCGUCUGAUUGAAUCGUGGAACCGGACCCACCUUUAUGUGUGUGGGACAGGCGCAUACAAUCCCAUCUGCACGUAUGUGGACCGAGGACGCAGGUCACAGGGGUUCCACAAUCUACAGGCAACUCAGUCAGGAGGAAGAACAAAUCGGGCAGCAGACUACACCACUACAUCAGAGCCUAUGAAGGCAGAGGAAUACAUUUUCCGUCUUGAACCUGGCAAAGUGGACUCUGGGAAAGGAAAAUGCCCUUAUGACCCUAAACUUAACAGCGUCUCUGCUUUGAUCAAUGGAGAGCUCUAUGCAGGAGUCUACAUUGAUUUCAUGGGAACAGACUCUGCUAUCUUCCGUACUCUGGGGAAGCAGACAGCCAUGAGGACUGAUCAGUACAACUCCAGAUGGUUAAAUGAUCCCACUUUUGUCCAUGCUCACCUUAUCCCAGACAGCGCUGAAAAGAAUGAUGACAAGCUCUACUUUUUCUUCAGAGAGAAAGCCUCUGACAUGGGCCAGAGUCCCAUGACCCAGUCAAGGAUAGGACGGAUCUGUUUGAAUGAUGAUGGCGGGCACUGUUGUCUGGUAAACAAGUGGAGCACAUUUCUGAAAGCUCGUCUCAUCUGCUCUGUGCCUGGAGCUGACGGCAUCGAGACACACUUUGAUGAACUAAGAGACGUGUACAUACAGCCAACUCAAGACACCAAGAAUCCAGUCAUUUAUGGAGUCUUCUCGGUUUCAGGAUCUGUGUUUAAGGGCUCAGCAGUCUGUGUCUAUUCCAUGGCUGACAUUCGUAUGGUCUUCAAUGGGCCGUUUGCCCACAAGGAGGGGCCCAACUAUCAAUGGGUGGCAUACAGUGGGAAGAUCCCCUACCCUCGUCCUGGCACCUGUCCUGGAGGCACUUUCACCCCCAACAUGAAAUCCACGAAGGAUUAUCCUGAUGAGGUUAUCAACUUCAUGAGAAACCACCCUACCAUGUUCAAUGCUGUAUACCCAGUGCACAAGCGCCCCCUGGUGGUCAGAACUAACGUGGACUACGAGUUCACCACGAUUGCUGUCGACCAAGUGAGAGCUGCCGAUGGGAGCUAUGAGGUGCUCUUCCUGGGCACAGAUCGGGGGACAGUCCAGAAAGUUAUUGUCCUCCCGAGGGAUGACUUACAGACAGAGGAGCUGGUGUUAGAGGAGGUGGAGGUGUUCAAGGUCCCCACCCCAAUCACCACAAUGAAGAUUUCAUCAAAACGGCAACAACUGUAUGUGGGGUCCGUCUUGGGUGUGACCCACCUGGCUCUGCACCGCUGUGAUGUUUAUGGGGAGGCCUGCGCUGACUGCUGUCUGGCCCGGGACCCAUAUUGUGCCUGGGAUGGAAAAUCCUGCUCCAGAUACUCUGCCUCACAGAAGAGACGCAGCCGCCGCCAGGAUGUGAAGUACGGAAACCCAAUCCGUCAGUGCCGAGGCUAUAACUCCAACACCAAUAAGAAUACUCUGGAGACGGUUCAGUACGGGGUGGAAGGAAGCACUACGUUCUUGGAGUGCCAGGCUCGAUCUCCUCAUGUGUCUCUGAAGUGGCAUCUACAAAAGGAAAACAGUGACAGGAAGAAAGAGAUUCGCUCAGAAGGCCGCAUCCUGAAAACAGAUCAAGGACUCCUGAUUCGCUCACUGCAGUCAUCUGACAGCGGCAUCUACCAGUGCACGUCCACAGAGAAAAACUUCAAGCACACUUUAGUGAAACUGCAGCUCGUGGUCCUCUCCAGCCGCACAGUCAACAACGUGUUGGUGGAGACCGGCAGCCCGGCUCUCCCAGCGCUUCAGUCCAGCGCCUGGACUCCAAGUGCCGGUCAGUACAAAGAUCUGCUCACCAUCCUCAGCCAGCCAGAGAUGGGACUGAUCAACCAGUACUGCCAGGACUACUGGCAGCUGGGGGACGGCAGCCUUGGGGACAGCAAAGCCAAGAGCCUGAAGGAGCUGAAGGAACAGAAGAAGCCUCGCAACCGCCGGCAUCACGAUGAGCAGACAACUCCAGCCCAGACAUGAGGAGCUCCACGCGCGAUCUGUCACAUUCAAACUCCACCCCUGCCUACCUUUUCACACAACCUUCCAACCAUUACAAUCCCCCCAACCCCCCUUAGGGGCAAUGACUCCAGUCAGAUGAUAGAUUAUCCUAAAGGACAAGGCAACAGAAAGCAUCAAACAGUUUUUCUACAACUGUUGGGGAAAAAAACACAAUAUUUAUUGUAGGUUGUAAAAAGUAAUUCUUUCUACUUAUCUAUAGAAACCAAGUUUUUGUGUAUAGAUAAAUCUGUGCAAAAUAUUGUUGUUAUAAUAUUAAUGUUAGUGUUAUUGUUUAUUAUAAUGUUAUUAUAUUAUGUUGAGAAUAUCUUUAUGUUUGGUGUUUUUUAAACAGCAACAAUAAUCUAGGACUGAGAGCAUCCACACAUGGACACGGACCUAUGAACAGAACUCUAAGUGGCGACCAUGUUGGAUCAUUUGACUGCUGGCAGUAUUCAGAAUCUAAGCUCAAAGUCGAGUUUGGACAUUUCUUAAACUUCCUUUAACUUCCUCACAAGAAUCAUCUACUGCAUACCAGACAGUUUUUUUUUGUUAACUGCUAAAUAGAAGUAGUAAGAUGACCUAAUGGCAUUUCAUAGAAUGUGUGAGGAAAGCAGAAAUGCAGGAAGACUGCAGCUGUGACUACAUGUUGCAGUCAUGUGUGAAUAAAAACCCCCCUCUAUGGCUUCCUUCCCUUGAUGAGAUCCAGUAUGGCCUCAAGUGAAGAUGUUGCAUCUUUCAUUCAUAUUCUUCCAUAUUCAGUUGCUGCCAAGUGUUUUGUUGGUACUGUAUGUGAAUAUCACAUCUCAAUGUUGUGUUCUUAACUAACGUGAUCUUUGUGAUAAGCUGUUAUCUGGGGUAAAGGUUCUUUUAAUGACACAAAAACUGAAAACAUAACAUUGCCUUCUCUUUUCUCUGCGUGGGGAUAAGAUAUUCCAGCAGGCAGCUAAAUGUGAGUUUGAGACAGUGAUUAAAAUAUAUAAUAGACAAAGCACCUUUUGUUGCCAAAUUGGUGAUUUAAAUAAACCUUAUAGUAAAUCUUCCUCAUGUAUCUGUGGCAUAUUAUAUAGUAUGUCCAAAUAAGAUGAAAUUUUGUUUUGUUAAGCUUUGUUUUGCAUUCCUCCCAUUUUCAUGUAAAUAUUAGUGAAAGCUAACCAUGUAAUCUGACUACACAAAUGUGCAGAUUUGCAGUACUUGGGAGUUCUAAAUGGUGCUGAAUGUACUGCAUAAUCUGGUUAACAACAGAGCUUCUACACCUAUUUCUUAUGCUGGUACAGAGCCAUCUUUCUGCUGUCUAAAUGGAGCCACAGACUACAUAUAAUCCU